UUCACCGCAGUUCCAUUCCAUGCCUUUUUUCUUUUUUCCUCUGCCUUCCAAAAUUUGUCCCGCUUGAGCAAAUCUUUCUUUCUAUAUGCUCAAGAAAGAAACAAGUCUGAUAUCUAUAUUUGCCCUAGUUAUAUACUCCUCUUGAGUUCACUGAUCCUCCACUACUUUAUGAAUUCCUUCGCCUGCUCUUAGGUCUUAACAUUGCCUUGUGAGACUUGUGACAUUACAAAUUUUAAUUUGAGUCUCUAUAUUCAAGCUGCCCUCGUUUAAACUUUACAAUGGCGGUUGAGAAAAUUUUCAAAAGUGAAGCUACUGAAGAAAAAGGAGAGCGUGCCAGAUUGGCAUCGCUUAUUGGUGGUAUGGCUGUUGCUGACUUGGUCAAGACAACUCUGGGGCCAAAAGGAAUGGAUAAAAUCUUACAGUCGACAGGCAGAGGUCAUGAAGUCACAGUAACAAACGAUGGGGCCACCAUCCUCAAGUCCCUUCACAUUGACAACCCAGCUGCUAAAAUCCUUGUUGAUAUCUCUAAAGUUCAAGAUGAUGAAGUUGGUGAUGGAACAACUUCUGUUGUUGUUUUGGCGGGGGAACUCUUGAGGGAGGCAGAAAAGCUGUUGGCAGCAAAAAUUCACCCGAUGACAAUAAUAGCAGGUUUCCGAAUGGCAGCAGAAUGUGCUCGCAAUGCUUUGUUGCAAAAGGUUUUGGAUAACAAAGACAAUGAAGAAAAAUUCAUGGCUGACUUGAUGAAGAUUGCAAGGACUACUUUGAGUUCCAAAAUACUAUCACAGGAUAAGGAAUACUUUGCAAAACUGGCUGUUGAUGCAGUUAUGAGAUUACAGGGUAGCACAAACUUAGAGGCUAUUCAAAUUAUCAAGACGCCUGGAGGUUCACUAAAGGAUUCCUUCUUAGAUGAAGGAUUUAUUCUUGACAAGAAAAUCGGUGUUGGACAACCAAAGCGAAUAGAGAAUGCAAAGAUUUUGGUGGCCAAUACUGCAAUGGAUACAGACAAAGUAAAAAUCUACGGGGCACGUGUUCGUGUCGAUUCAAUGUCCAGGGUUGCUGAAAUUGAAGCAGCUGAGAAGCAAAAAAUGAAAGAAAAGGUGGAUAAGAUAAUAGCACAUGGAAUUAACUGCUUCAUUAACAGACAACUGAUUUACAAUUUCCCUGAAGAACUCUUUGCAAAUGCUGGAAUUCUUGCAAUUGAGCAUGCUGAUUUUGAUGGAAUUGAACGUCUUGCUUUAGUGACUGGUGGUGAAAUUGCUUCAACAUUUGAUAAUCCAGAGUCAGUUAAGCUUGGUCACUGCAAGCUUAUUGAGGAAAUUAUGAUUGGUGAGGACAAGUUGAUUCACUUUUCAGGUGUUGAAAUGGGUCAGGCAUGUACUAUAGUACUGAGAGGUGCAAGCCGUCAUGUGCUUGAUGAGGCGGAAAGGUCCCUGCAUGAUGCCUUGUGUGUGCUGUCUCAGACAGUCAACGACAGCAGGGUUCUACUUGGAGGUGGAUGGCCUGAGAUGGUGAUGGCAAAGGAAGUCGAUGAAUUAGCUCGAGUGACUCCUGGGAAGAAGUCCCAUGCUAUUGAAGCAUUCUCAAGGGCUCUCAUUGCAAUUCCUACUAUCAUUGCAGAAAAUGCUGGUUUGGACAGUGCAGAGUUGGUUGCACAGCUUCGGGCAGAGCACCACAAGGAGGGGUGCACAUCAGGAAUUGAUGUGAUAUCUGGAUCUAUAGGAGAUAUGGUAGAGCUAGGCAUUUCUGAAGCAUUCAAAGUUAAGCAUGCUGUGCUGCUCUCUGCAACUGAAGCUGCUGAGAUGAUCCUUAGAGUGGAUGAAAUCAUCACUUGUGCUCCACGCAGGAGAGAAGAUAGAAUGUGAAAUUGGGUGGAUCCUUGGCUGCACAAAGAUAUCUGCUGUGACGCAUCCCAUCCUGGUUUUGAAUUUUCCAUGCUCAAGUUUUACUUUGAUAUUAUUAACUGCUGAACUGUUUUGGCUUUUAUUAUUUGUUGUGCUGUGAAGCUUUUGUUUUCGAAGUUAAUAGCAAUGCAAUUGGGGUGUUAGCAUAAGGACUGAAGAAGAUGAUAAUUCAAUUUUGAUUGUGUACUUUUAGGAGAACAUAGCAGAUUGUAGAAUGCCCGACCAUACUGUACCAAAACAAUGUUUCCGAGAAAGAAUAUUUGGUUUUUCCU
This is a messenger RNA of Populus trichocarpa (black cottonwood), 2173 nucleotides long. Its product is annotated as T-complex protein 1 subunit beta. Gene Ontology annotation, molecular function: ATP binding; ATP hydrolysis activity; ATP-dependent protein folding chaperone. Gene Ontology annotation, cellular component: chaperonin-containing T-complex; cytosol. Gene Ontology annotation, biological process: protein folding. Lineage: Eukaryota; Viridiplantae; Streptophyta; Magnoliopsida; Malpighiales; Salicaceae. The transcript has 12 exons. The record is from RefSeq and is a predicted model, not a curated record. Bases 279 to 1862 code for a protein of 527 amino acids.